AUGGAGGACGCGGCGGCGGCGGCGGCGGCGGCGGCGGCGGCGGGUGAGGGCAAGGCGGGCCACGGCCGGAACGGCCAUGCCGAGGGCCCGGCGGCCGAGGAGCGGCGGGGCGGCGGGGCCCGGCUGCGGGGCUGCCGCGGGUUCCUGCGGCGCAACGCGCUGGUGCUGCUGACGGUGUCGGGGGUGGUGGCCGGCGUGGCGCUGGGGGCCGCCGUGCGCAGCGCGGAGCUGAGCCCGGCACAGGUCUCGUACCUGGCCUUCCCCGGGGAGCUGCUGCUGCGGAUGCUGCGCAUGGUGAUCCUGCCGCUCGUGAUCUGCAGCCUAGUGUCGGGCGCCGCCAGCCUGGACACCCGCUCGCUCGGCCGCCUCGGGGGCAUCGCGGUCGCCUAUUUCCUGGGCACCACGCUGCUCGCCUCCGGCCUCGCCGUCGCCCUCGGCUUCAUCAUUCGCCCCGGCGCCGGUGCCUCCGCGCUUAACACCCAGCUGGGGCUGCCGGGCGCGCUACCCAAGAGCAAGGAGACGGUGGACUCCUUCCUGGACCUCAUCAGAAACCUGUUCCCUGCAAAUCUUGUUGCUGCAGCUUUUGAGACGUAUGCGACAGACUAUCAGCUGCUGCUCAGGAACACAACCUCUGGAAAUAUCACGUGGGAAAAGGUCCCUGUAGGUACUGAUAUCAGAGGGAUGAACAUCCUGGGACUGGUGCUGUUUGCUCUGGUUUUAGGAGUGGCACUGAAAAAGCUUGGCCCGGAGGGGGAGGAUCUGAUUCGCUUCUUUAACUCAUUCAAUGAGGCAACAAUGGUCUUGGUUACCUGGAUUAUGUGGUAUGUACCUAUUGGCAUUAUGUUCCUAGUUGGGAGCAAGAUUGUGGAAAUGGAAGAUAUUGUGCUUCUGGUGACCAGUCUGGGAAAAUACAUCUUUGCCUCUAUCCUGGGUCACGUCAUCCACGGAGGAAUCAUUCUGCCGCUUAUUUAUUUUGCAGCCACACGGCAAAAUCCGUAUCGUUUUCUCUUAGGACUUAUCACACCACUUGCCACUGCCUUUGCCACUUGCUCCAGCUCAGCCACACUCCCAUCCAUGAUCAAGUGUAUCGAGGAGAACAACGGGGUUGACAAGAGGAUCAGCAGGUUUAUCCUUCCCAUUGGAGCCACUGUAAACAUGGAUGGAGCUGCUAUUUUCCAGUGCAUGGCAGCUGUGUUCAUUGCUCAGCUGAAUAAUGUUGACCUCAACCCUGGCCAGAUCUUCACAAUUCUCGUGACGGCCACGGCGUCCAGCGUGGGAGCGGCCGGCGUCCCUGCCGGAGGCGUCCUCACCAUCGCCAUCAUCCUCGAGGCCAUCGGGCUGCCCACCAACGACCUGUCCCUCAUCCUGGCUGUGGACUGGAUCGUGGACCGAACCACCACAGUUGUGAAUGUGGAAGGGGAUGCCCUGGGAGCGGGCAUCCUUAAUUACCUGAAUGAAAAAGACAAGAAAGAGAGAGAGCAGGAGCUCAAGGAAGUCACCGUAGAAGCAGUUGCUAACAGCAAGUCUGAAGCAGAAACGUCACCCUUGGUAACCCACAAAAACCCAGUCUCCAACACAAGCAGCACAGCAGACCCUGAAUCCAAGGAAUCAGUAUUGUGAACUC
Messenger RNA from Melospiza georgiana, 1624 nucleotides. RefSeq names its product solute carrier family 1 member 4 (gene SLC1A4). Gene Ontology annotation, molecular function: L-alanine transmembrane transporter activity; L-serine transmembrane transporter activity; symporter activity. Gene Ontology annotation, cellular component: plasma membrane. The record is from RefSeq and is a predicted model, not a curated record. The transcript is spliced from 8 exons. Gene Ontology annotation, biological process: L-glutamate transmembrane transport; L-serine transport. NCBI's taxonomy places the organism in Eukaryota, Metazoa, Chordata, Aves, Passeriformes, Passerellidae. Bases 1 to 1620 code for a protein of 539 amino acids.